This is a messenger RNA of Mizuhopecten yessoensis (Yesso scallop), 4540 nucleotides long. Its product is annotated as low-density lipoprotein receptor-related protein 2-like. Bases 112 to 2484 code for a protein of 790 amino acids. Gene Ontology annotation, biological process: G protein-coupled receptor signaling pathway. Gene Ontology annotation, molecular function: protein binding; G protein-coupled receptor activity. The transcript is spliced from 17 exons. Gene Ontology annotation, cellular component: plasma membrane. The record is from RefSeq and is a predicted model, not a curated record. Lineage: Eukaryota; Metazoa; Mollusca; Bivalvia; Pectinida; Pectinidae.
GGUAGCAUUGACUUACGAAGGCAAUUGUGUGAGGCAAUCUCGAUUACUCACUGGAAAGAACAACUAGUGGCGUCGGACAUAAUUUCUAAAUACGUUCACCAGUACGGAAUUAUGCGUUAUUCAAAACCACAUUUCCCGAUUCAACUGAUCAAUGAAAAAAGAAACUUUCAAUGGAAAGACUUCGAAAGAGAAAUGUCUAAACGACUGACUUUCACAGCCUGGAUGGACUACGGUUAUGAGGAUCAGCAGAGCAUGUGUGUAUCUAUUUCUACCAGAGGGGAUACUUUCAGUAACUGGGUAUACAGUAGCUGCUUUACGUGGUAUUCCAUCUGCCUAGAUUCCAUCGAAAAGGAGGUGGAAACGGAACAACAGCCUACACGUAUACCUGAAUCAAGUGACGUAAACGUGACGAGUCCGGACGUCUUUGACCGCCUGUUCCGGUGUACCCAGACAGGGGAGUACAUCCUGUCCUACUUUGUGUGUAACCAUCAUCCGGAUUGUUUGGAUCAAUCAGACGAAAGUCAAGCAUGCCAGACGUCCACUAGCGAGACUAACGUGGUAAACUUCCGAUGUGACAAUGGAAAAUACAUCUCGUUGAACUUGGUGUGUGAUUUUUACCAGGAUUGUUAUGACGGAUCGGAGGAGCGUAACUGUUAUGACCUCAUCAGUGUACAACCUACUUCUAAUCAAAAUGAAGUUAAGUCGACUUGUUUGUCGGGUCAGUGGACAUGCCAUAACGGCCAAUGCAUCGCCGGUUAUGACGUCUGCGAUAGUGAGAAGGAGUGUGCGGACGGAUCGGACGAAUGGUCAACAACAUGUAACGGUCAUUCUAAGCAGAUACAGACCGUAUGGCCAUGUCCAUCCAAGAGACAUGUUCCUUUAUACAGAAUGUGUGACAGGAUUCCUGAUUGUUAUGACGGAAGUGAUGAGAAGGAGAAGGACUGUUACCUUGGAAACCCAACAUAUUCCUGCUCGACCCAUUGUCACGAGCGAAUGUGUAAUGAUACUUUGGUAAGAGUGCACCUUGCAAGCAAUGGUUAUGAAGCUGUCCACUGCUCAUACAGAGAUGACGUAGCACUGAUGACCUGGCCGUUCUCUGCUUUAAUCGGUACGAUGGCAGAACAGGAAAACUGCUAUUUCAGUACGAGAGACACCGGGUAUACAACCAUCAUGCUGAUUAACGAACAACCUGUCUCUGUCCAAUACAAAAGUGAACACAUCCUCGAAGCUCUAAUCAAACAUUCACGGGAUUGUUACCAACUAGUGGAGCUUUGCUACCUACCGUUCUACUACCAGCAAGUAUAUAUCCAGUUCUCUAGCGAGUGGGACGGGAGACACAUGCAAAACUUAACCUACUGUGGAAAUGUCGGAAGCAUCUGUGAGCCUUUAGGCUGUUAUCAAGAUCCACCAGUACAUCAUCCAGUCUGCCAAGGGACGCGCACAUUUAUGAAUAGUUCGAAUGUACCUAUCCGCUGGAUCAAACUACAAGGGGACGACGAAUCUAGACCUGUACUACGCAUUACCCCACCCGUGUGCACGGAAGAUAAAACUUUAAUCGACCCAAAAUACUUGGAGCCGCAGCGACUGUGUCAGAAUGGAAUGAGUUAUUAUCCUCAUCAUCGCUGUUUGAUGGACUUUGACGUCACUGGUGAGCCGAGUACCUGCAGAGAUCUGACACAUCUACAAAAUUGUGAAAAAAUUUCUUGCCCAGAAAACUUCAUGAAAUGCCCAGACUCCUACUGCCUUCAUGUCAGGUUUCUGUGUGAUGGCGUACCGCACUGUCCAAACAACGAAGACGAACAACUUUGUAUUUGUCAAGUUGUGAUUUACCGAAAGAGUCGGACCCACAUGACACUGAGGAGGAUGACUAACAAACAGGACAGAGACAUCGCUGUGGCACGAGCACUCACUGCAGUUGUCGCUACCGACUUUUUCUGCUGGUUUCCUAUUGGUGUCCUUGGAAUAUGGACGUCACUGGGAGGUAGUGUGUCGGGUGAUGUCUACGCCUGGGUGAUGGUCUUUGUCCUACCAAUCAACUCGGCUCUCAACCCCUUUCUCUACACAUUUGCAAAUACAUGGAAAAAGAGAAAACUCCAAAUGCAGCAAAACUCGAGCUACAAAGGCGCGAAAUCCGAGACUGAAAUGACCAAUGUUGUUUUGGAAAUGUUGAAAACAUUCCGCCACAAGAAAGGGAGUAAGCCGCUGACGGAAUUUCUUUGUAACUCUGGAGAGUUACGUGUGAGGGACGCUUUCAACAUCAUUCAGAGUUUGUCAGAAAGUUUAGUCUACCUUCACAGCCACAAUCUGGUCCAUGGAAACAUUUCUGCUGAAUCCGUACAGAUUUCUUCAAAGAACGAUAGAGUGACAGACGCAAUAUUUUCAAUGGAUCAUCAUCAAGUCUCCCGAGACUUCGAACAAUUCAAUGAUAUGUACGACUUUGGUAUGAUAGUGAAGAUCCUGCUGAGGAAAAUCAGGCUACCGUGAAUACAAUCACGUGUGUCUAAGAGUGUCAAUGAGCAAACUUCAUUGACAUACAUAAAUCCUUUGACACGUAAUGAGUUUUGUUGGUGAAUGCUUUGUGGACCUAACGGAAUUAGGAAACAUAUGUUCACGAUUGUUCUGUGUUUGGAAAUCUCGCGAAUGUUUGCGGCAAACUGAGUACAUAGUACGCGGGCGGACAAAAGAACGCUUCAAACAUUCACCCUACUGAACAUCCCUCAGGUUUCCGGAAAGCUCCUUUGGGCUUCUUUUGUAAGCACAUCGGUAAUGUGGAUGUUCUCACAUAAUUUUAAUUUUCAAUAGAAAAAAAGUUGCACGAAAAUUUAAGGUGAUAGUGAUAUACAUAAAAGGUUCUAAUCCGACACCCAUUGGAACACCAUACCGGUUUGUGAGAAAUUGUUCAUGAUCGUGUGGCUUUAUCAUAAUACGCACGCGCUGAUAUCUAAAUUCCUUUGCUUGAUGUAUAAAAUGUACGACAUGAUUAUAUUUGUGAAAGUUGAUUGAUGAAUGAUCCAUAAAGAUGGAAAAGAAGAAAUAUUGACGUUUAGAUUAUCACCUUGGUCAGCUUAAGGACAGGUUAACGAAUGAUCAUAUUGAUGUCAUCACGUACGCCGAUUCAUCUUACAUCAUGUUGACCAGAUUAGUUAAUGGUUCCAGCAUUUAUGAGAAGCAUGAACUUAAUUUACUUGUCUUUACUGUGUGUAGUGUGUAUUAUGUAAGUCCAUGUUUAAGAUGUGGCCAAUACUUAGUUCUGUAUGAAAGUCAUUGUUCGUGUAGUGUCUUUACUGUGUGUAGGGUGUAUUAUGUAAGUCCAUGUUUAAGAUGUGGCUAAUACUUAGUUCUGUAUGAAAGUCAUUGUUCGUGUAGUGUCUUUUAUGGAUAUUUUAAAGUUUGUUACGUCAUGACAUUUUUACACAUAUUUAAUAUAUACAUUAAUUUAAUGAAACUAAUUAAUCGUUAGCCUAUAUAUUUAAGGUGUAUCUAAUGUUGGAGUGCUUUUUUAAAGUCAAUUAAAUUCAUGUGAAGUAAAUAUUUUUUGGAAUUAUUUCGUAAGUUUUUUUCUGUUAUGCUAAAGUGCCUGAUAAAUGAAUAUUAAUUAAACAAGGUUUAUAUAUAUAUAAUUUCUUGUUAUCUGUACUUUUAUGAACUAAACUUUAAAUAUUACACAUAAUAAGGGCUAUUGUUCGACACUCAACAUUCAGGGUCACCUGGCCAAUAUAAAUUUCUACCUGUAUACCAUAAAGAGUAUCCAAUGAUACCAAACAGAGAUAAUAUUUCACUGAUCACGUGAUGGUCCUUACAUAGAUUUUUUUUUAAUUUUAGUUAUGGUGAGGUGUUAUUUGGCUAUAUUCUAUUUAAAAUCUGUCUGAUUAAGAACUUAGGUAUAUGGUAUAUGUCAAGUUCCAUUUUUACAUGUUUGAUUUAUUUCUAAAUGUACUACUAUAGAAUGUUGUGAAAGUUAUUAUUCAGUACAAAUUCGAAAUCUAGGUACUAUUAAGACUAGUUCUAUUUUUAAUAAAUCUGAGUGAAUAUGCGCAUCUGUUUUUAAAUUAUGCAUAAAGUGUAUAUGAAUUACAAUUGUAUUGUUGACUUAUACAAGUAUUUUAAUUGCUAUGUUUUAUAAAAGGCAGAUAUUAUUUAAAGCAAAUAAUUUAUUACAUUCCUCGAAGAACGAAUAGAAUAGGCAAAUAGAGCUCAAUUAAAGAAAAAAAAAUAUGAACUAGUAAGAAUUAUGCAAUUUGAAUUUAUAAGAUUAUCACUGACUAUACGAAUGCAUAGGAGAUCUUAGCAAAAUUGUCGAAUAUUUUUGUAUUUAAGUUACAUGUAUUUCACUAUAUUAGAUAUACGAUUUCAGAAGAAUUAGGCAAAUUCAAUUACACUAGAUAUUAUUACUCAAGAAACACCCGUUGCCUUACACAUUACACUUUAAUCCUACAUCUAGAUUGAUGUAACUGUUGGUUAGUAUUGACUUCAUACUUUCUGUGAUAAUAUUUACUUUGUCGGCAAUCUCCUCCUACAUUUUUCGACCGAUCUCUUUGAA